CCCACCCCACCAGGCUCUGGGUGUGCACUCUCUCACACUCACACUCCCCCCCGGCUGGGCGUGCCCGGACCCCGCGCGUGCAGCAGGCGCCUCCCCGCGCAUGAAAGGCGGCGGCGGGCGGCCCCGCGCUCAGUGCGCCCGGCUGGCUCCGCUCCGCUCCGCUCCGCUCCGAGGAUGCAGCUGAACGGCAGCGCGGCGGGGCAGCAGCAUCCCCCGGAGCCCGCGGGCAACGGGUCCAACGCCUCGGCGCCGUUCGCGCAGGGCCCGGACGAGGAGGACCUGGACGUGAACACCGACAUGUACUCCAAGGUGAUGGUGACCGUCAUCUACCUGCUGCUCUUCCUCGUGGGCACCGUGGGCAACUCCAUCACCGCCUACACGCUGGCGCGCAAGAAGUCGCUGCAGAACCUGCAGAGCACGGUGCACUACCACCUGGCCAGCCUGGCCCUGUCCGACCUGCUCAUCUUCCUGCUCUGCCUGCCCAUCGAGCUGUACAACUUCAUCUGGGUGCACCACCCCUGGGCCUUCGGCGCCGCCGUCUGCAAGGGCUACUACUUCUUGCGGGACGCCUGCACCUACGCCACAGCCCUCAACAUCGCCAGCCUCAGCGUGGAGCGCUACAUGGCCAUCUGCCACCCCUUCAAGGCCAAGAGCAUCAUGUCCCGUAGCCGCACCAAGAAGUUCAUCAGCUGCAUCUGGCUGGCCUCCUUCCUCCUGGCCAUCCCCAUGAUCUUCACCAUGGGCGAGAUCUACGGCCGCGGCCAGGACCCGGACACGCUCAUCUGCACCACCAUCGUGGCUGCCUCCACGCUCAAGACCGUCAUCCAGGUCAACACUUUCAUCUCCUUUGUGUUCCCGAUGGUUGUCAUUUCGGUGCUGAAUACCAUCAUUGCCAACCAGCUCAUCGUCAUGUUCAAGCAGUCAACACAGGAAAACCAGGUCUGCACUAUUGGAGGCCAGCAGACGAUGCUCAGCAUGUCCAUGGAACCCAGCCGGGUGCAGGCCCUAAAGCACGGAGUGCGAGUCCUACGUGCUGUUGUAAUUGCCUUUGUGGUCUGUUGGCUUCCUUAUCAUAUACGGCGCCUCAUGUUUUGCUAUGUUCCUGCAGAUCAUUGGACAGAGUUCCUUUUUAACUUCUACCACUACUUCUACAUGCUAACAAAUGUCCUCUUCUACGUCAGUUCUGCCAUCAACCCCAUCCUCUACAACUUGGUGUCAGCAAACUUCCGCCAGAUCUUCAUCUCCACCCUCACCUUCCUGUGCCUGCCCUGGAGAAAGAAGAAAAAGAGACCCACCUUCACCAGGAAGUCCAAUAGCAUCUCCAGCAACCACACGUUUUCCAGCCAAGUCACUAGGGAAACGACAUAUUGAGACCCAAGUGAAGCCAAAGGAAAGGAGAACGUGUUUCAAAACUUGAGAGAGACCCCUGGGACUUUAAAGCAUGGUCUCCUAAACCACAUAGCACGAAUGUGUUUAGCCGAAUAAUUUUUGUUGGAACAAAUAGGCUUCGCUCUGCCAGUCUCGUUGAGGUUAUUUUAAAGCAUCGGCCUUGGCUCUUGUGAGUAAUGUCUAUACAUUUUGUAACUUCGGUCUGGCAUAGGUUCAGAUACUGUGUUAUCCGGGAAGCCAAAACAUGUCUUCAACCUAUGAAUCCUAAGCUUUGGCAGCUCGUUCUGCAGUUCACUCAUUUCUCAAUGCAAAGAUGCCACGUUAAAGUCUAAGAGCAGGAGAUCGUUUCUCUUGGUGGCACUAGGCUGAACGAGGAGACAGCAAUUUUUUUAUGAAACGGGAUUUUUUUUGAGGGUGAGCGUACUAGUUUUAUUAGGUGCUAAAAGAAAGAGGAAUGGAAAACUUUGAAUUCGCAGGGAAUGUAGCACUCAGGGAGCCAGGCGGUUUUGUACAGAACUACUUUUGAGUUCUGGUUAAUAAGACCAUUCGGGAGAGACUCCUGUACAAGAAUAGAUAAUGCCUUAUGUAGAUUAGGAUGGGCACAGUGCUCAGGCAGGGUUAUCUGGGGCUGGAAGCAUCUUUUUAAAUGUGUGUGUACACAGCCUAGCACAGGGGGACCACAAGCCCUGUUGGGUCCUUAAAGCACUACAGCAACACAAAUCGAAAACAUUGACAUCAGCAAAGUCUCGAAUGCCUAAACUGAGGCAUACCCAAAUGUUGAAACCUAAUGAGGAGGUUGUCAUACUUUUGCCUAAUAGCCAAAUCCCAUUAAUUGAUCUAUAUUAAGAUCUGAGCACGUUCCAGAAUCAGGAUGGUUGACGGCUGCUGAUGGGUGAGCUUCAUGAAUGUCAUGGCCCAUUGAUCUUUGAGUUAUUUCUCACUCUUAUUCCAGUUUUUCUUCUUCUUCAGCUCUUCAAGUAGAUGGCUGAUACCCCAGAGGGCAAGCUCAGUGCUUACGUAACUUGAGACCAUGUAAGAGGCUCGUGCGUUUUCCUACGUUGGUGCCCUAAUAUACUGUUUUUCUUUUUCUUUAAAGAAAAAGAAGAAAUUGCUUGUAUUUCCUCUUUGAUCUGUUGGCCAUCCAGGCUGUAGCCAUAAAAGCACAGAUCACACAACUGAGCAAUUAAAAGAAGCAAGACAAAUUAAUUUCCGGCUCCAAAAACAGGCUACAAAAACAAUGGGCAGAAUUGUAGGGUGCGAAAGAAUCAUUCCCGUUCCAGGGGAGGAGGCAGCACACGUACAAACCGCCCCAUGUAAUAAAGCCUCCGGUUGAAAUAAGAGAGCUUACCACAAAAGUUCAUUCCAGAAGCAAGGAGUAAAUGUGUAUUGACCCCUGGCUUCAUGCACAAAAGAAGCAGAAAUCAUAGGCUGAUACAUAACGGGGCCCGGAUCUGACCCUGUCUGAUAGCUUGGGAUUUGCAAAUCCAAAAGGACUAGGCAGGCUGAGGUUGUUGAGUAAACACCAUCUCUACCAGGCAACCCUAACAUGCAACAAAAGACUCCAGAAAGCUUUAGUUUCAAAACGGAGGCCCCAGGUGAUUAGCUGAAGAAAUGUCUCUACCAUCAAUGAUCUUCUAUUCCGGUGACCUAUAUGCACAUGGGCUUGGGCAAUUUAUGUUGUGGCCCCAUACACAGAUAUAUACGGUACAGCCCAGGCCACUUGGUCAUUCUCACCAUUGCUUCCCUUGCCCUGGACCCAAGUUCAUAAAAAUCCCACCCAAGAAACCAUGUGUCAGGUAUCCAGGGUGUAGCCAUAUUGAUCUAGAGGAAAAAGCAAUUAAAGAAUUUUAUUUUUAUUUUUUUUUGCAAAAAUCUAGUUGGUCUAAUAAAAGAUAUCACUGCUACUGCAAAUCCAAGAAACCGGUCAUUCUAGUCAACUGAAAAUAAGCCUAAGAAAUCAAUUUUUCUCCAGGUUCACUCUUUAGCGAGUGAUGCUCUCUCACGCUAACGAUGGUGAUUUGAAUGGGCUGUAAUAAUAAGGCCACAAAUUGCCAUGUCCUGCUGAAAAAAAUGAUUGAAUCUCAUCAUAGCAGAGGGCAGACUGACUGGUAUUCUAAGUGAAAUUAUUUCUUAAAUUAGUCCACAGUCAUCCUGGAACAGUUACGUUAGUGGUGAGGACAGAAAUCAGGUCUUUUUGUUUCGAAAGCACAGGACCCGCUCCCUGAAAAGAAGGGGAUCUCUUUUGGGGUAGCAGUACAGAGCCGACGGCUUAGGGAGGAGCAGUUCUGCUCACCUGAGUAAGCAUCGCUGGUGUAUACCUGCACACAUGCGUUGUUAAACAAGCCCAUGAAAACAAACAGCCCAAAUGACUGUACACGGGAUGCAGCUUUUUCUGCCAGUUGUUUUGCUCUGUGCCGAGCUGACCGGUAGGAAGCGUACUAGAAAGCACUGGUCACUUCUAUGUUCGGUGACAUUGCAGUCCCUUCCAGCUUUACUUCUCUAUGAAAUGUUUCUCUGAGAUACUUUUGCCCGGUGACCGACUGCACAGAGCCAAAAAGUCUCUUUCCAGGUUUUCAACCUUUUUUCAUUUGUGGACCCCUAAAAAAUUUUGAAUGGAGGUGUGGACCCCUUUGAAUUGUAAGUGUGGGUGUUUGCAUACUUUUGAUCGAUCAUCAUCAUCAUCAUCUUUCACAGACCCUGUAGACAUAGUUUGUGGACUCCCAUAGGAUCCGCAGACUACUGGGUGAAAACCACAGAUCUAAUAGAUUAAGUCCUAGAGAGAGAGAGCUACACGUGAGAGCUAGGUCGUGUAAGGCAUUUGUGGCACGCCCACCACGACAGUGUCAGGUAUUGAAGAGGCCCAGCCAUAACAUCCAACAACACGUAACAGGGUUGGGAGAUUUUAUACCUAAUACAGACCGUCUAGGCAAUAAAGGGCUCUAACCUGAGAGUAGAAAUGGUUGUGCACUUAUUUUCAUUUGGACGCUACCAGGAUUGCAGGCUCUGGUCUGUUGUGCUUUCUCUUAUUUAUUUCUCAGGUGGUCCCUAAAGCAAGACAAAAAUUACUUCUGAACCAGCGCCUUUAUAUUUUAUGUACGGCUGGCUCCUGGUUAAGUAGAAAAACAAGCUUUUAAAUUUCCCUAGAAAAACAACCCAAAUGUUAGAGGGGCCUCACUUUAUAUGAAAGUUUCUUUUGUGAAUGGUUUAUACAUAAUGAAUAGAUGUUGUGAGCAUGCUUUCACACCUCACUAGCAUGCAUUAGAAAUGGUAAUAAGCACAGCAGCAGGAGUUAUCGAUGGUUAUAAGGGAACAUAGCAAACCACCUAUUGCCUUUGUUGGACUCUUAAUAAUAUUUGAUAAUUGGCUGACCAUUUAUUAAUACAUAAUUGACUGUGUCUUUCUCUUUUAUUAACUGCUUAAACCUUCACGUAAAGGUAAGAGGACUGUUUGUGAAAGCUAUGCAAAUAAAGAGGCCACCUAAAAUUUAAAGUAACAAAUGGAGACAGGGUCAGUUCAUGUGUGUGUGUGUGUAUUUGUGUGUGUGUAUAUAUACAUACACACACACUUCUAUCUAUCCAUCUAUACACACACAUACACACACACACACACACACACACACACACACCUAUUUAUCUAUCUAUCUGGAUAAAUAGAUAUGUCCUGUGGGCUACUCAGGCAAUAUUAUUCCUGUUCCAUCUGUCCCCAGAUGAUGAAUCUGCUACAUUUACUUCUAUGGUACUAUUUGAGGCUGAAUAUCCCUGUUAGCUAAAAUACUUGUCCAAUUCAGGGCAAACACAGCUUUUCCUUGAGCAGAAUCUGGAUGGAUAGAUAGAUAGAUAGAUAGAUAGAUAGAUAGAUAGAUAGAUAGAUAGAUAGAUAGAGUGGAUCCUAUUUGAAAGGAAUGCAGGAAUUUUCAUUGGACAGUUACUGCUCAGUUUGCUUGGCAAUGUUGAAUAUCUUCCCUUAAUCCAUUGGAGUUCAUAGGGUCUCUAUAAUCUGCUCUAUAAGUUUGUACCUUAAAACUGCCUAUCCCAUUUUUGCAAGAGAUGCAGUAAAAGAUACUUAUCCAGAUGUUUACCCAGAAAUGAACCUAACAAGCAACAUUUUCAGCCUAACUGAGCCUAUGACAUUUUUCCAGUUGUAAAUAAUUCUCUGACUGCAUGAAUAAUUUCCAUCAUUCAUGCCUGCAAGGCAGGGAGCUCAAUCUCUGAAGGGCCCAACUCUCACCUGGAAAUCACUGUUGAUAAAAUAUUAUUUGCUCCCACAAAACAGAAGCUGACUGUCCCGGGCUAGGAUGAUAACCUUGCUCUCACUUAGUUUUAUCGUGUGCCGGUAGGUUCCUUAAAAGAAAAUUAACGUGUGCAAAAAUAAUCCAGAAAGUUCAGGAAUCGGCACAGAGCAUGCAACUUCCAGUGAUGUUAACAGGCAAAAAAGGCACAGAGAAUAUCAUCAGACAUGUAGCUCGGCCUGAACCCCAAGGAUAGGUAGAAAGGAUGCAGUAGCCAGAUAUAUAUAUAUAUAUAUACAUAUAUAUAUAUAUAUAUAUAUAUAUAUAAAAUCUACUACUUUUAUGGGUUGGGAGUAGUUUCCCACUGACUCAGAGCUCAGCGGAGACAACUUAAACUGAUCCAGUUCAGACAGAUCCCUGUGCAAUCUCAUUAAGAUGCACUCUCCCCGCCAGUCCAAAGCUUGCCGUCUUGCGUGGCAGUGUUAGUGUUAGAACAGGGGAAGAAAGAUCAUACACAGAGCUUUGAGCUUUGCAAAAAGGAAACCCCAAAGCCCCACACUUCCUUUUAACCAUGUCCCUAAAGGAAGCUGACAACUCAAGGAUGGGAUUUCAAAAGCACCUAAGGAAGUCAGAGUUGCCAGGAUCAUUGCCUUUCAGCAGGACUUCUAACUCCCUUAAGUGCAUUUAAAUUUCCCAUCCUGCAUUAAAUCAUGAUGCAGGUGUGCAACUUCUUGAAUAUUCCUGGUAAAUAUUAAUCUGGUGAAAUGAGUUUGAUUACCCACUAUUCAAGCUGCUGGGGAAAUAAAAGCACUGGGUAAGAAUCAUUGUCCCACUUGAUGCUUGUCCUUGUUUUUCCCUCGUGAGAUACAGCGGUAGCACUCACAAUAGUUGGCUCUGUUCCCGACAGGUUGAUGGGUUCCUUUUGGAUCCUGCUCUAAAAUAGGGGAAAAGCUAAACUGAAAAUGAAACUCUUAUGCUCAAGCUUUUGUGGCGCAUUGAGAGCACCAGGACCAUCUGGAAGAGUUCAAGGUUUUGUGAACUCCUCCAAGAAUUUUCUGGUUCCCAAACCUUCAUUUCUGGAUUUGAAAACAAAGAAAGGCCCGCGCCUGGUUCGAUAUUGCAGCCCGACACCUGAAUAGUUGGGAUUUAGACUUGAUUUCAGCCACCAGACUUCUGAUGUGUUCGGAUCCAGGGUUUUGGCUCUGUUGAAAACUCAUGGGAGUGAGGAGAUGACUUCAAAAAUACCAUAACUUGAAACAAGUGCAUGUGAUUUUUUAGCUAAAAGAAGCCUGUGCUGUAUUGCAGAGAGGACUCCAACGGGUGCAAGGAGAAGGUAUGGUUUGCAUGGUACACACACCAGUUUGCUGUUUUAUGCAGCUCCCUUUCUGCCCCUUUUUAAUGCAACAAGGGCUGGGUUUGAACCAGACUUUUAAACUGAUAGUGUUGAAGCCGGUUUGACUUUAGGCAAAAAGAAUUCACUUGCCCUUAAUGUUUGUGUUUCCUCUAGUGGUUGUGACUUGAUUGCUUCUAAAUUGCAUGUAAGGACAGAGAUGGGCGAGCAUCUGUGAGCAGCAGACCUAAUCUCUGUGACUUUCCUAGGAGCGUUCUGCAAUGUUCACGUCCACUAGGAGAGUCCCGAGACCCCGCAGAUGCAAAAUGCUAGCAGGUGGACCCGAGAGGCGCAGUCUAAUGAGACUUGGCCAGGCGACCUCUUGAAAUAGAGUUUGAAGGUUUCAUUUAUCUUCCCGGUGCUCCUGUUUGUGCCCGCGUGUCACCAUUUGCCAGCACGCAGAAUCAAGUUUCCAAAGUCAUUCUGUUAUUUAGAAAUGUCUCCCCGACAGGACUUUGCUCACCCAAGGUCCAGUCCACAUCAGUGUUUGAAUGCUCCGCUGACUUUGGCUUUUUGUGACGUGCAUGAGAUUUUGCUUCAGUGACUUUGCCCUUAAAGACCAGAAUGAAAAGGGAGGGACGUCCAAGAAGGGUUUCAAGACACGUGUUAUAAUAACAAGUGCUGAUUAAUCUCAAAGAUUUCUCACAAACCAAAAAAAAGAUGGGUUUUUCUGAUGGGCAACUUGUGGUGCGGGUUGAAAGUGAAUGUCCUUUAGCCCAUGUGUUACCAGGGUGUGCGCCCUUUGUGUAGGGAACACUCAUUCACAGAUGUUUUGUGCGCGUGACAUAAUUUCUUCUGCUACUUUGCUGAUUAAAAUGCAUUGUAUGGUAAUUCUGUAAAAAAAAAGAAUUAAAGUCUGUAUCUCUUAGACUUGUUUCCAGCGUGGAAAGUACAGCUGAACAAAAACUUCUGUUUUAGUUUGGAUGGUUUUAGCAGUCAAAUAGCAAAUCCAGUUUCAUGACAAUGUCCCAGCUUUGUGCUUCUUCAAGUCAACAGCCUUGCACAUGUUGUACCUGUGGUGAAAAUAAGAAAAGUGCACAUUUCUUUUCUAUUUAAAUACAAAAUAUUAUGUGCUUUAUUUCACGUGGCCUGUCAUGUGUCAGGAAUAAUGAACAUCCUGAGUGUGUCAGAGUUGAACUUGUAAUAGUUGCUUUGGCAAAAGAAAGGGCGAGGGGUAAGAAAUCCCUCUACGUAGCCGGCUAACAAGCUCUUUAAAUGUAACAUGCCAUUAUUUAUAGUGUAAUUUAUGACCAAACUGUAAUGGAAAGGUUACUUCCUGAUAUUAACCUUUGUACUAUAUGGUAUCUUAUUUGAUUUUUUUUUUAAUUAUUAUUAUUAUUUGGUCAUUUGUUGAUCUUAAGAAAUAAACAGCCACAUGUAAAGUUGGGUUGAUUGUGAUUAAGUGGCAGAUGCAUCUUAAUGACACAGCCUAUUUGCUAGUGUUAAUAGGUCGUUCCACUCAUGAAACUCUAUUGCCUUGAAAUCCAGUGUUGCUAAUCCAUUGCAGAAGGAGCCAUGGCAUGUGCGGGGAGCAAGAGGCUGAGCUCUCCGUCCCCCCGGGUGCUGGUGCAGUGUGUUCAACAGUCAGACCAAAACUGCAAGCCAGGUGACAUCCAUAUCACAAACCAGGAAAGUAGUCUUAAAGCAGUAGGAAAUACCAGGCUGAGUCUGAUUCAGGGCAAGGUCAGCCAUGACUAACCUGAGAAGAUGCCAACAGAGACAGAGGAGAGCAACGAAGUGCCUCGUCUUGCUCUUCAUCACCAUCAUUUGCAGAAAUGGCACCGAGCAUCCCGAGCCAGCGCUCUCCAUUGGUGAAAGGCAAGAUCUUUGAAUGGGUGGCAUACAAGAACAGCAGUGGCAGGGGGAGGCUUUUUUUUUUAAUUAAAGGAAGAGUUUCUGCAAACCUCACAUGCAAAAGCACCCUUUUCUUGUGUGUGUUGUGCAGCUAUCAUUAAAAAAAAGGUCCCAUGAAUGCAACUCGGUGGUAUCCUGCAACCAGAGCAUGCCUUUCUGAUUCCACCCACAUAGUUUUAUCCCUCAAAAUGUGUUUUUUUUUUUAAAUAUUACAUUAUUGUCAUUCUUCAUAUUACAGCACAACCCCAGCUGACAUUGGAGCCCUGUGGUGCUAGGUGCUGUACACACCCAGGGGAAGAAACCCAAGGACCUUAAUGCUAACCAGACAGGAAAAAGGAGGCAGGGAAGGAAGGAUUAAGGGUUAUUAUCCCCGCUUUGCAAAAGGGGAGCAGAGCCAGUGAGCAAUCUCUCUAGUCACACAGGCAUUUCAUGGGAGAGCCGGGGAUUGAGCCCAGAUCCGCUUUGUCUAGAGCUUUGGGACGCAUGAUACACCUUCACCUUGGCCUGCUUUUUUAUGUGAACAGUAUGCUUCCCCUCCACACAAUCUCAUUGAUUAUUUUCACUGGUUUUACCAUGUUUUUCUAACACAUGCCUAUUCAGAGGGGGACUUGUGCCUCUUCUUGUCUGCUCAACAAUGCUCUGAAACCUAAUGCUGAGUGUGCACCUUCCCUCCUCCAGACCCCAGCUCCUCCUUGCUCAAGACGUGAUGUUGAGAGCUCAGCUACUUGUGAGACAAAUCUGCAAAAGCUUCAUUUCUCAGCCAGUCGCCUCUGAUGAUUGCCUGUCUGCAAAAAAACCCAGUGCUUGGAAGAAGCUAGAAAAAUCCUUUAGCAUUUGGAAUCACUCAAAGUUGGAAAGUCAGCUUUUAAAUCAGGGUUAAAAUUUACAGCUGCUCAAAACCAGGAGCAGGCAUUUCACAGCUGUUCUGUGAUUAGGAUAGCAAAAAAGCAACUGUUGCCGUCACAGCGGGAAUGAGUAAAGAAUGAAAGAAAUGAUUAGCCAAAUCCCUGGCACUCAAGCUGCUCUGAUAAAAAGUUAAUUUUUUCUGUGCACUGCCCCCAAAAAUGGACUCCAACAUCUUUCAAUCAUGGAAAUCCCACAGCACUGAGUAAAGUUCAUCUCUGCCCCACAUUGCACCCCACAUCUUAUUCAUGUUUGUGCAUACGCAUGUACAGCCCUUGAAAAUGAUGCCUUUGUUAGCUGCACUGAUGCUAUAAAUGCACUCGAUACUAUGGAAAGCUAAAAUUGCAAGGGUUGAAAAAUCACGUUUCUGAUGUGCAACCCCCCACCCUCCCAGCAAUGCUCUGUAAAAACCACCCAAACAGUAUCCCACCUAAUCAAUGGAAAGAAAAUUGGAAGUAAAAGUCACAGCGCUUUUUCUUUUUUAUAGAUGGAAGAUCAGUACUUCUGUAUUAAGCAGUAGUCAUAGCUUAUUUAUAACGUUCACUAAAAUGAUAGUGUAGAAUUAACAAUAAAAUUAUGUAAUGAGAAAAUGGCGCGAUUUGUGGAUAUUGGUAAAAGCGUACAAUAAAAUGACACAGUCUAUGGAUUUAAACAAAGUAAAAGCGAACA
This is a messenger RNA of Alligator mississippiensis (American alligator), 10433 nucleotides long. It is a transcript of the gene NTSR1, whose product is annotated as neurotensin receptor 1. Gene Ontology annotation, biological process: neuropeptide signaling pathway. Gene Ontology annotation, cellular component: plasma membrane. NCBI's taxonomy places the organism in Eukaryota, Metazoa, Chordata, Crocodylia, Alligatoridae. The transcript is spliced from 4 exons. The record is from RefSeq and is a predicted model, not a curated record. Bases 175 to 1371 code for a protein of 398 amino acids. Gene Ontology annotation, molecular function: G protein-coupled neurotensin receptor activity.